This is a messenger RNA of Endocarpon pusillum Z07020, 795 nucleotides long. RefSeq lists its product as uncharacterized. The coding region runs from base 1 to 795 and encodes 264 amino acids. Lineage: Eukaryota; Fungi; Ascomycota; Eurotiomycetes; Verrucariales; Verrucariaceae. The record is from RefSeq and is a predicted model, not a curated record. Gene Ontology annotation, molecular function: SNAP receptor activity; SNARE binding. The transcript is spliced from 3 exons. Gene Ontology annotation, cellular component: endomembrane system; membrane; SNARE complex. Gene Ontology annotation, biological process: Golgi to vacuole transport; vesicle fusion; intracellular protein transport.
AUGGCCUACACCGACCAAGAUGACCCUUUCCUCCAAGUCCAAGCCGACGUCCAAUCGACCCUCCAACAAACCCGCCCCCUGUUCUCCUCCUACCUCCGCAUCCGCACCCUAGCCACCUCCGCCACAUCCCCCGAACUGCUACAGUCUCGUUCCGAGCUCCUCAGCACCCUCAGCACCCUCUCUGCCGAUCUCGCCGAUCUGAUCGACGCCGUCAACGCGGUCGAACACGACCCGUAUCGCUUCGGGCUCGAUGUUGUUGAGGUGGGAAGGAGGAGAGAGUUUGUGCGGGAUGUGGGUGGGGAGGUGGAGAGCAUGAGGAGGGAACUGGAGGAUGUGGUUGAGCAUCGUGGCGAUGGUGCCGUGGGGGCCGUGGGCUUGGCGAACGGGAGUGUCGGUAGAGGAAGGAGUGGAAAUGAAUUGCCAGAUCCGAAUAGUUUUGCUGUUAGUGGAGGUGGUGGUGAUGAUGAUGGAGGGGCCGAGGACGCCUACGGGGAGUUUGAGCAUCAGCAGCAGAUCGAGAUGAUGCAUGAGCAGGACGAGCAGUUGGAUGGCGUUUUCAGAACCGUAGGGAAUUUGAGGAUCCAGGCGGAAGAUAUGGGGAGGGAAUUGGAAGAGCAGGACGUGCUGCUGGACGAAGUUGACACGCUUGCGGAUCGGGUGGGAGGGAAGUUGCAGAUUGGAGUCAAGAAAGUGGGACAUAUCAUCAAGAAGAACGAAGAUACGGUGUCGAGCUGCUGUAUUGCAGUUUUGAUCUUCGUGCUCAUACUGCUGCUGAUACUGGUCAUUGUGCUAUGA